Rhinopithecus roxellana (golden snub-nosed monkey) is the source of this 431-nucleotide messenger RNA. RefSeq names its product protamine 3 (gene PRM3). Gene Ontology annotation, biological process: flagellated sperm motility. The transcript has a single exon. Gene Ontology annotation, cellular component: cytoplasm. The record is from RefSeq and is a predicted model, not a curated record. Bases 29 to 352 code for a protein of 107 amino acids. NCBI's taxonomy places the organism in Eukaryota, Metazoa, Chordata, Mammalia, Primates, Cercopithecidae.
UUGUCCAGAGAGACAGGCAACGUGGACCAUGGGUUCCCACUGUGCCAAGCUCAACACAGGUCACAGCCCAGGCCACAGCACGGGCCACAGUAUGGGCCACAGCAUGGGCCAUGGCCGGGGCCACGAAUCCUCCAUGAAGAAGCUUGUGGCCUGCUUGAGUCAGGAUAACUUCUCCUUGUCAUCAGAGGGUGAGGAAGAGGAGGAAGAGGAGGAGGAAGGGGAAGAGGAGGAGGAAGAGGAGCUGCCAGUACAGGGCAAGCUGCUGCUGAUGGAGCCUGAGCGGCAGGAGGAGGCCCAGGAGGACAACGCUGAGGCCCAGCAGAGCCCCGAGUCCAAGGAGACACACUCCUGACCGGUGACGAAGGCCCAGGAAGGGACACCCACUGCUGCUCCGGCGACCGCGUUCAGAGAAGAGUCAAUAAAAAGUCUCU